Vombatus ursinus (common wombat) is the source of this 2915-nucleotide messenger RNA. RefSeq names its product F-box protein 8 (gene FBXO8). Bases 562 to 1521 code for a protein of 319 amino acids. Gene Ontology annotation, molecular function: guanyl-nucleotide exchange factor activity; protein binding. Lineage: Eukaryota; Metazoa; Chordata; Mammalia; Diprotodontia; Vombatidae. Gene Ontology annotation, biological process: regulation of ARF protein signal transduction. The transcript has 6 exons. The record is from RefSeq and is a predicted model, not a curated record.
AGGCGUAUCGAGCUUAGCUCCUCCUUCAUUCUCUACCGCGCUCCGCCGCAGAUUCCAAACGGCGCCCGUCAGCGCCCUUCAGGGAGCGUGGAGGGGGUCACCGAAGUUUCCAAACGCCCCGACGUGGUCAGAAGAGGACAACUAAGGCGCGGGUGAUUUAGGGGAGUCGCAGGGACCUCGAGGAGCAUGAUGGGAAGACGACAAGCGUGUGGCGAAUCGUGAGGUGGGCGAAACACAGCUCUUUGUCUUCAAAGGGCACGGGAACGUCGUCACUUCCGGCAACAAUAGGAAACGUCAAAACUCGGACCGGAGGCGACUUGGGCCGCCGCAGCGGGAGCGGAGCUGAGCCUUGGAGGCGGCGGGAGCUGCGGCCGGUGCGGACACCACCAUCGCCACCUCGUUCCUUCUCCCCUCCUCGGCUGAGGCCAUAGAGCUCGAACCGGCUUCUCCAUGGCCCGGACAACCGUGCCCGGCUGAGCCGCUUUCCACUUGGCUGAAGCCACCUUCCGAAGCUGAGUCGUCGCGGCGGCGGUGGGGAUUGCAGGUGGCUCAGGCUUGCAGAUGGGUCAAGGGCUGUGGAGAGUGGCCAGAAACCAACAACUGCAACAGGAAGGCUAUAGUGAGCAAGGCUACCUAACAAGAGAGCAGAGUAGGAGGAUGGCUGCUAGCAACAUUUCUAAUGCAAACCAUCGCAAACAAACCCAAGGAGGCAUUGACAUAUAUCAUCUUUUGAAAACAAGGAAAUCUAAAGAACAGGAAGGAUUCAUUAAUUUGGAAAUGCUGCCUCCUGAACUAAGUUUUACCAUUUUGUCAUACCUGAAUGCAACUGAUCUUUGCUUGGCUUCAUGUGUUUGGCAGGACCUUGCUAAUGAUGAGCUUCUCUGGCAAGGGUUGUGCAAAUCCACUUGGGGUCACUGUUCCAUAUACAAUAAGAACCCACCUCUAGGAUUUUCCUUUAGAAGAUUGUAUAUGCAGCUGGAUGAAGGCAGCCUUACCUUUAAUGCCAACCCAGAUGAGGGAGUGAACUACUUUAUGUCCAAGGGCAUCCUGGAUGAUUCACCAAAGGAAAUAGCAAAGUUUAUCUUUUGUACAAGAACACUAAAUUGGAAGAAGCUGAGAAUCUAUCUUGAUGAAAGGAGAGAUGUCUUGGAUGACCUUGUGACAUUGCACAAUUUUAGAAAUCAGUUCUUGCCAAAUGCACUGAGAGAGUUUUUUCGACAUAUUCAUGCCCCUGAAGAACGUGGGGAGUAUCUUGAAACUCUUAUAACAAAAUUUUCACACAGAUUCUGUGCUUGUAACCCUGAUUUGAUGAGAGAGCUUGGCCUUAGUCCUGAUGCUGUCUAUGUACUGUGCUACUCUUUGAUCCUGCUUUCCAUUGACCUCACUAGUCCUCAUGUGAAAAACAAAAUGUCAAAAAGAGAAUUUAUCCGAAACACCCGGCGCGCUGCUCAGAACAUUAGUGAAGAUUUUGUAGGGCACCUUUAUGACAACAUCUACCUUAUUGGCCAUGUGGCUGCAUAAAAGCACAACUGUUAGGACUUCAGCUUGGAAGGUGAAAACAACUAAAGCUACCCAAGGAAUUAUUUUGUAGAUAUGGGGGUUACACUAGUGCUGGUCAUUCUAACCUCUGCAUACAAUCAAGUGUGUGUAUACUACCUUUUUUUUUUUUUUUUGUAGUAAUUUACCAUGGGAACUGAAGGAUUUUGCAGAAAUUUUUCUUAAUUUUACUUAUAUUUUGCACAAAGCAGAGCCAUGACAAUGCAGAGUCUGACACAACCAUUUAAGAAUGUUUAAACUGACAUUACACUAAAAAAGUGGUAAAUUUGUGCAUUUGAUUUGCUUCAGCAAUCUUAACAGUUCCAUUCUUUUAUAAAAUACCAUAUAAUGUGUACAUACUUAACUAAAGAGAUUUAUAAUCAUAAUUAUUUUAUUGUAUAGUAUUUUAACUAAAGUUUUUCCUUUUCUCUCUAAAGUUGAGUUCUCAAUUUCUUUACUACUGAUCAGAGAUUGUGAUUGUUUUCCUGAAAUCAGAUCUGAUUUCUGAGUGAUUCAUCAAUAACAAUGUUUAUUUCAUCUUUUUAAUUAGAAAGGAGGGAACUAAUUUCUAAUUAUUUUACAUCACAUAUAUGUGUACAUACAUGUGAGUGUGUGUGUAUACAUAUAUGUAGACCCAUGAUAUUAGAGAGACAGCAUAGCAUAGUGAUUAGAGUGCUAAUCCUACCUCUAACACAUACUGACUCUGUCAACAUGAUCAAGUCAUUCAGCCUCUUACUGACCUAGACAACUCUCUAAGACUAUAAAUUGCAAAUGAGCUGCUAUUUAGUAUAUACGGCAGGAGUUUCCAUAUUGGAAGUUCUGAUGUAUAGUGGUGAAAUCACCAGUUUGGUGCCACUCCCCCGACUACGUACACACGUGUACACAAACACACACACACACACAUGCAUACGUGCACGCUCGCAGUGACAUGAAGAUGCAUAAUGGGUAUAAAUGGGUUGUAGCACAUUAUCAACCAUUACUUUCAUGCAAGAGUAGUGUGUAUGUAUGUACAUAAAACCACAUAUGUAUGUGUGUGUACAUAUAAGUAUAUGUGUAUAUCUAAAGUUAACCCAUAAUUACUUUGUUAAUUCAACUUCUAAACCACUAGUUAAGCACCUACUUGAUGAAGAGUGCUGAGCAGCUAGAUACUGAGUAACAUUUUUUAAUUAUAUGAGACAUGAUCCUUACCCUCUUGGAAUUUACAAUUUAAUAGCAUUUAAAUUUUCUGUUCCAUACAGGUACAUCCUAUGAUUUAAAAAAAAAAACAACAAACUUUAACAACUCUAAGAUACUAUAACAUUCUUAUUCAGCAUAGAUUACAUUUGUGUUUAAAGGAUUUCUUUUCCUCAGCACUUGAAUAAAUCAGAAUAAAGUAUUCA